Molecule: messenger RNA, 892 nt
Organism: Sesamum indicum (sesame)
Lineage: Eukaryota; Viridiplantae; Streptophyta; Magnoliopsida; Lamiales; Pedaliaceae
Product: FAD-binding protein
Source: RefSeq, a predicted model, not a curated record
AUUUAAACUUCCGUAUUUGAAGUAUUCUUCCAAAACUCCCUGUCUUAGGAAUAAGUCGAAGAGAGUGAGAAAAGCACACUAGAGGCGGCGACUCAUCUUAGAUUGUGAAAGAGCGACGAUAAAUCCCUCUCCGACCCGCCAAGAAUUGCAAGAAUGGAAAAUGAAGAACAUGGACAUAGUGAAUCAAAAGACGAAAUUAUCAAAAUAUAUUCAGAGUUUAUGUUGAGGAUUACAAAAUUUGAAGAGCUAGUGUCUAUCGGAAGCAGGUUGCUUCUUGGCUUCCAUCAGGCACUUGGGUUUCUAGUGCGGUCUCCCAUUGAUAAGACAUCUUCUUUGGUUGAGCGCAUUAUUAAAGCUCAUGGCUCGACAAGGGUUUUAUCCUAUGUUGAAGCUGGAUGUGUUAACACUCAUGACAGUGUACAAAAUGUGAGCAACUUGCACACAUGCCAUCUUGGACUUAAGGACCAUAUGAAUAAAGCUAAAAUUGUCAUCGAUGAACUUGAAAACCUUCUGGAUGAUGCAGCAUCCAUCGUGCAAACUGCGAAGGAGAAAUAUGAAGAUAUCAACCACAACUUAGAUUCAGUUAUUACUUCAAGUGACAAAGAGGAAGUGCCAUUAUCAGACCUUUCAACACCCAAAGUUACUGAUUAUGCUACCAUGAUGGCCAUCAUAUUCAGUAUGGUGAAACAAGACUACACAAUGCAGGUUCGGGUUGCGUCCUCCCUCAACCUCAAGUCUUCACCUGGAGAGCUGGAGACCUAUUGCCAAAUGUGGUCACUACGGCCUUUUGUAGACGAUGACAUAAUGCAUAGAGCUUGGAGUCUUGUUCCAUAACUCUGAUCUUCUUACAACUACCAUAUCAAUUGACAUUGCAUAAGGCAUCUGCAGUUUU